Molecule: messenger RNA, 300 nt
Organism: Fonsecaea monophora
Lineage: Eukaryota; Fungi; Ascomycota; Eurotiomycetes; Chaetothyriales; Herpotrichiellaceae
Exons: 2
Coding region: 1-300 (99 amino acids)
Source: RefSeq, a predicted model, not a curated record
AUGCCUCAGGAGCUGAGGUCUGAACGAAGUGAGUGUGUCCAAUACUGCGCAGCAAUGGACCUAACGACUGCCGAGGGUUUCUUUCAACUGUACCUCGCAUGGCUGGGAAAUCCAGCAGCAAAAGGCCUGUUCUUGUGCUGGAGAUGCCGUCGAACAUCUGGUACAUCUCCUGCGGCAACCCUGACGCCGUUGCACUACGUCGAUGCAACUAUGGCGGAACUUCAGUCGACAAAAGGCAUUGUCGACCAUGCCAAUUGUAGACGACGUGAAGACGAUCGCACGAACUGCGUCAGCGAUUGA